UUGUUGCAUCCCCAAAAAUGAAGUAGAGAAAACCCUUACAGUGUUUUCUGCCCUUCUCACGCAUUCACUUUGUUGCACCCCAAAAGACAAGUAUAGAGAAGAAAGGAAACCCUUUGAUAUAUUCCCAAGAGAGGAAGUCUUUGAGAUACUGAUAAAUUUUGGUUGGAUUUGAAGGGAAAGGAGGGGGAGAGAGACACAAGUAAAAAAUGGAUUGGAAUGGCACAUUACGAACCUUUGUUUCUCGACCAGAACCUUCUCUUAACUUCCUCUACAACUAUAACUAUGAUCAAUAUCCAGGUAUGGAGAUGAAGCAUCCAGGAUUAGCAGAGGCAGCUCAUGGGUUGGCUCCAGCCUUGGACAAGAACAGCUACAACAAUAAAAGGAAGAAGAAGCGUUUGACAAAUGGUCAGUUAGACUCCUUGGAGAGGAGUUUCCAGGAAGAGAUCAAGUUGGAGCCUGAUAGGAAAAUGAAGCUUUCCAGGGAUCUUGGACUCCAACCAAGGCAAAUUGCUGUCUGGUUCCAAAACAGGCGUGCUAGAUGGAAAGCUAAGCAGCUUGAGCGCUUAUAUGAUGCUCUUAAACAGGAGUUUGAUGUUAUCUCCAGGGAAAAGAAUAAGCUUCAAGACGAGGUCAUGAAAUUGAAAGGUAUGCUCCGGGAACAGGCGAAAAGAAACCAAGUCUCCACAGGUUACACAGAAAUCUCCGGGGAAGAGACCGUCGAAAGCACCUCAAUUCGCAGCUAUAACAAGCCAAGGGUAGUAGCAAACAACCAUCUUCCGAUCGCUGAAUGCAACUAUCUUUUCAAUGUGGACGAGUAUAACCCAGUAUCAUCUCCCUACUGGGGUUUGCAGUUGCCUUCUUAUCCCUAAUGAACUACUUAAUCUUUAUUAGACUUCGUUAAUUUAGCUUAGUCAGCUUAUAAUUUAGAACAAGUUGUCUUAGAGCUAGCUUAAUAGUUUUAGUAAAGAUCAGGGAGAUGUAGUGAUCAUCCCCUUUUUGGGGACAUAGUUGGAGAGUUAGACAUAACAUCAAUGAGAGUAUAUCAUAUAUAUGCACUACUAUGUUUAAGAAGCCAAAAGGCUGCUGAAUAUUGGAUCAAAGAGCUUGAAAUACUUUGCAUGAAUAAGGUUGAUUAUAGUUUUCUUGUUUCUGGUGCCACGUCUGGAAAUCUGGAUGUCUCCCACAUAAAAUGAUUGCUUUGGAAUAUAAUUUGAAUAGAAAAAACAUAUGAUGACGUAAAAUAUCCGUUUCCUACCAUUUUUUUUAUGAUAUAUAUGGCAAUCAAACAAAUCAAGUAAUCUUAACAACCAAUAAUAUGGUACUUGAUAUUGUAGGAAACAAUGAUACCGUUCUCUGCACCAUAUACUUUUAAAUGAUUGACCAUUGAAAGAUAACAGUUUUUUAUUAGAAGUUUGCGGAAGAGAAAUGAAUGACUAAGCUAUGGCCUGAAAGAUUUUGGCAGAUAUUUAGAUAUAAAAAGAUCAAAACCUCAUACGUAGCUCGACUCUUUCUCCUUGCUGAUAUUCACAACACCACCAAACCUUUUAACUUGGGAAGAGAUUGAGAUGCCCGAUCAAUUACAUUAAGCAAUACCAUAAACUUCAAAUCUCCCAAUAAAUCCGAAAAAGAGUUCCAAGUCAUCUCAUCUCCAGGUCAAUACAUAUAUGAAUCACUUUCCCAAAAGCUGGCAUCAAGUCCCUCAAAACAAAAGAAAACGUUAACCACCGAAGCAGCUAACUCAUCCUAAAUAUUACUGUGUACAGCUUAUAGCAUACACCUAGGGGAACCUUAACAGAACAGCCUCGAAUCUUAACCAUAAUGGAAAAUGGAGGGUAAAAGAAAACAUUAUAAACAGGAUA
This is a messenger RNA of Durio zibethinus, 1859 nucleotides long. RefSeq names its product putative homeobox-leucine zipper protein ATHB-51. Gene Ontology annotation, molecular function: DNA-binding transcription factor activity, RNA polymerase II-specific; sequence-specific DNA binding. The record is from RefSeq and is a predicted model, not a curated record. Gene Ontology annotation, biological process: positive regulation of DNA-templated transcription. Gene Ontology annotation, cellular component: nucleus. NCBI's taxonomy places the organism in Eukaryota, Viridiplantae, Streptophyta, Magnoliopsida, Malvales, Malvaceae.